This is a messenger RNA of Epinephelus lanceolatus (giant grouper), 1605 nucleotides long. RefSeq names its product zgc:172076. The record is from RefSeq and is a predicted model, not a curated record. Gene Ontology annotation, biological process: phosphocreatine biosynthetic process. NCBI's taxonomy places the organism in Eukaryota, Metazoa, Chordata, Actinopteri, Perciformes, Serranidae. Gene Ontology annotation, molecular function: creatine kinase activity.
GACGACAUGUGGAAGGUCAAACCUCUGGUUGCCUCUCCUGUGGAGACGAGAUACCGGCCAAUUUUGGAGAAUUUGGUCCCCCCUGACCCCAUGUCCCAUUUCCACCUGAAGAGAGGUUCUCCAGAUGAGGAGUUUCCCGACCUCUGCAGGAACUCUACCUGGAUGGGAAAGAUCCUCACACGUGCCAUGUAUCGCCGACAGUUCCACCGCUGCACCCCCAGUGGAGUCAUCUUUGAUGAUGUCAUCCGCCCGGGCCUUGAGGAACCAGGUGACUGGUCCACUCCUGUAACUGUGGGCUGUGUCGCGGGCGACGCUCAGUCCUACGUCCUGUUCUGUGAUUUCUUCGACCGAGUCAUCGAGGCACAUCACGGACACAAGUUCACCAGCCAGACGCCAGAGGACGACUUCAACUACGACAACUUGAAGGGAGGUGACGACUUGGACAGGUCAUACGCUGCAUGCUGUGAGGUGAGUGUUGUUCGAGGCGUUGAAGACUUCUGCUUCCCGACACACUGCAGCCGAGGAGAGCGCAGACAGCUCCUCACACUGGCCAGCAGAGCUCUGCAGCGGCUGGAGGAGGAGCAGCUGCCGGGUCGACUCCUCUUACUGGAGGAGCUGAACCAGGAGCAGCAGAGGGAGCUGAACCUGAACACUCCUUCCUCCUUCCAGCUCCGUAUUGGCUUGGCCCGGGACUGGCCUGACGCCAGGGCGGUCUGGGUGAGUGAAGAUGGCAGCUUGGUGGUCUGGGUCAACAUGGAGGACCACCUCAGACUUGUGUCUACACGAGAUGAUGCCAAUAUCACUGAGGUCUUUAAAUGCAUCUGCAUCAAUCUGCAGAAGCUGGAGGAGUUCUACAGACGGCUCAGACACCCGUUCACCUGGAAGCAGCAGCUGGGGUGGGUGAGCAGCUCUCCAGCCGACGUGGGGACAGGUCUGAGGAUCAGAGUCCACCUCAGACUGCAGCACCUCCCCAGACACAAACGGCUGCAGGACGUCCUGAAGAGACUGAGGGUCUGCAUGGACGCUACAGAAUCCCCGGCGCUGUAUUGUGUGAGCAAUGUGGCGACCUUUGGCCUGAGCGAGGUCAGCCUGACCCAGCUGGUGGUGGACGGGGUCAAACUGCUCGUCGCCAUGGAGAAGAGGCUGGAGGGCGGCCGAGAUAUCGAUGAGCUUGUUCCCACGCAGAAGUAGAUCUGGAUGGUGACUGGCUGGAGCGAGGAGAGCGGAUGAACCGACCGAUCAGAUGGAAGCGUUUAACAGACACUGACACUAUAAAUUUGAAAAGAAACCAUUCAGAGUGGUUGGUGUUUUCUGCCUGAACUUAACAGCUUGAAGAGUUACAGUGUGAUGAUUUCAAUGUCUUCGUCCUCGUCAAACUAACAGAUCGUUUUAAAUAAUCACUUAUUGAUAUUCAGUUUUAUUAGAUACUGUGAUGAAAUGAUCACAUCUAGUCUUUGUUGUUAACAAUAAUCAUUUAACACAAAAUAAUCUGUAACUGACAUGUUCACUGUCAUCAAUAUGAUGAUCUUACAUGUGUUUUGCAUAGACUGUCCUUACACUGGAACACAGUUAUUAUGUGCUAAUUAAAGGAAACUUGCAAAACAA